Molecule: messenger RNA, 1827 nt
Organism: Colletotrichum destructivum
Lineage: Eukaryota; Fungi; Ascomycota; Sordariomycetes; Glomerellales; Glomerellaceae
Product: Putative FAD/NAD(P)-binding domain superfamily
Exons: 3
Coding region: 1-1827 (608 amino acids)
Molecular function (GO): monooxygenase activity; flavin adenine dinucleotide binding
Source: RefSeq, a predicted model, not a curated record
AUGGACGGCACAAAACUCCCCGAGAUCCCAGCGCUCAGGCUGCAAGAAGGGGUCGAAAAAGAGCAGGUCGACGCCGAACACAUCUCCGCCGAUUGGCUUGCGAGACUGCAACGCCGCUUCGAGGAACAAUCCUUCGGCGAUCUGUCGGACUUGUUCAUCGAUGACUGCUGGUGGAGGGACAUUGUAGGCUUGUCGUGGGACUUCACCUGCAAACAAGGCCGAGAAAAGAUCAGCAGGUACCUCGCCGCGGCAGAAUAUGGCCUCUCCAACCUGCAGACGACCAAGAUCGGCGGGCUCAAGCCACUGCUCCUCGAUUUUGGCGGCAUGGUCUGGAUCCAAGCCGGGUUCACGUUCAAGACGCCGCACGGCGAGGGAAAGGGGCUACUGAAGCUGGGAAAUGUCAGCAAGGACGAGUGGAAAGCCUGGACCGUGUUCACGCAGCUGGAGAAGCUUGACUUUCAGAAAGAGGUGGAGGCGCAAAGGGCUGCGUCGAUUCCGCCCCCCAAAGAGCCCGUCGCCAAUGGCGUCAACGGUGACACUGAAGAAGACCUCCAGGUCUUGAUUGUUGGUGCCGCCCAAUCCGGCCUCAACCUCGGCGCGCGCCUUCAACACAUGGGCAUCAAAACUCGCCUCGUAGAAAGAAGCGCCCGUCUCGGCGACUCAUGGCGGGACCGGUACCAGAGCGUAACCCUUCAUACGCCUACCUACACUGAUCACUGGGCCUUCAUGAAGAUCCCCGAGACAUGGCCCCGGUUCCUGACAGGGGACAAAGUGGCCGACUUCAUGGAGCACUACGGGCAGCUCAUGGGGCUCGAUAUCGCGUUCAAGACUGAGGUUACGAAAGCCACGUACGAUGAAGAGGCUCAAAAGUACCGGGUCGAAGUACGGACUCCGGAGGGAACGCGGACGAUCUCGGCGCGGCAUGUGGUUCUGGCGACGGGCGUGUACGGCGACCAGCCCAAGAUCCCCCAUUUUCUGGGGCAGGAAUCAUUCAAGGGACAGAUCUACCACUCCAAGUACCACAAGACCGCCGCCGAGAUCCCCGACGUGCGGAACAAGAAGGUGGUGGUCAUCGGCUGCGCCACGAGCGGCCACGACAUCUCGGCGGACUUCGUCGCGCAUGGGGCCAGAGAGGUGACGAUGGUCCAGCGGCACCCGAUCUACUCCAUCUCGCGCGAAUCGUGGGAGAACUUGAUGCUCUCGCUGUGGAACAUGGAGGGACUGAGCACGGAAGAGGCGGACAUCGUCGGCAACGCGAUCCCGCUGGCGUUGAUCCGAACUAUGAGCAUCGGUCUGACGCAGGCGAUGGCGGCAAACGACAAGGCUGUCCACGACGGCCUCAAAAGGGCAGGUCUCGAGAUGAAGGAGGGGCACGACGGAUACGGUCUGGCGGAUUACCAACUCAUCAAGGGUGGGCAGUACUACAUAGACCAAGGGGCGAACCAGAUGAUCGUCGACGGCAGGAUCAAGAUCCAGCGAUGCGAAGAGGGGGUCCAGGGGUUCCAGACGGACGGUCUGACGCUGGCGAAUGGUACAAAGCUGGAGGCGGACGUCGUGGUGCUGGCGACGGGAUUCGAGAGUAACGUGACAACCAUUGACAAGCUGCUCGGACCCGAAGUGGUCAAGAAGAUCGAGGGCUUCGGAGGACUGGACCACGAGCAGGAGCGCUCCGGGUGGUGGAGAGCGACAGGCGUGCCUGGGUUCUGGUAUAUGACGGGCAGCUUCAUGUACUGCCGACAGUUCUCCUUGCCGUUGGCGCUGCAGAUCGCGGCGGUCGAGAAGGGCCUGAACCGGUCCUACUAUGGCAAGAAGACGACCCCGCAAUAG